Gloeophyllum trabeum ATCC 11539 is the source of this 201-nucleotide messenger RNA. RefSeq lists its product as uncharacterized. The transcript has 2 exons. The record is from RefSeq and is a predicted model, not a curated record. NCBI's taxonomy places the organism in Eukaryota, Fungi, Basidiomycota, Agaricomycetes, Gloeophyllales, Gloeophyllaceae. Gene Ontology annotation, molecular function: protein dimerization activity. The annotation marks the transcript as partial.
UAUCCUCACCUUUCCCGUAUGGCUCUAGACUAUCUUUCAAUUCCAGCUACAUCCACAGCUGUGGAACACAUCUUUUCUCAAGGCCGACAGCUACUUCACUUCACCCGUAACUGUCUUGGACCAGGCUUCUUUCGUGCAAUCUUGUGUCUGGGCUCAUGGGGCCAUAGGGAUUUGUUACUGAUGGAGGACUUGACUGCUGCG